GACAUGGCCAUGUCUUACUGUCUAACUGCCUGGUAAAUCUGGAUGGAGAAAUAAAGGAAUAACACUGUACCAAGAUUCCUGGAUCCUGAUUUGCACCAAACAAAAAUAAACAAACAAGAGAUUUCAACAAACAACCCAAAUGGGUGAAGAAAACAUGAGGAAGAGAAACAUCAAGGACACCAGAGAAGAGGAUGGACAGUCUGUCCAGAGUGAUGAGCCCCAAACCACGAACCUACAGAAACAGGUGGGCCUGAUCAGUGGAAUCUGUAUGAUUGUUGGUACAAUUAUUGGCUCAGGUAUCUUUAUUUCUCCAAAAUCAGUACUUGCCAAUGUCGGAAGCGUGGGUCCUUGUUUAACCAUUUGGGCAGCCUGUGGAGUUAUUGCAACAUUAGGUGCGCUUUGUUUUGCUGAGCUUGGUACAAUGAUCACAAAAUCCGGAGCAGAAUAUCCUUACCUUAUGGAGGCAUUUGGCCCAAUUCCAGCAUACCUCUUCUCUUGGACAAGCUUACUUGUCACAAAACCCAGCUCUUUUGCAAUCAUUUGUCUCAGCUUUGCGGAAUAUGCAUCAGCUCCUUUUUACCCUGGCUGUGAUCCACCCCAAGUUGUCAUCAAAUGCCUUGCAGCAGCUGCCAUUGUGGUAAUUACAAUAGUGAAUUCAUUGAGUGUGAAGCUGGGAAGCUAUCUUCAGAAUUUUCUCACAGCUGCUAAAAUGAUCAUUGUCACAGUCAUUAUUGUAAGUGGAAUUGUUCUUCUUGCACAAGGAAAAACUGACAAUUUUAAAGACUCUUUCAAGGACAGUAAAAUUUCUAUAAGUUCUCUCUCUCUGGCAUUUUAUAACGGACUCUGGGCAUACGAUGGAUGGAAUCAACUUAAUUACAUCACAGAAGAACUUAAAGACCCUUACAGAAAUCUUCCACUAUCUAUAAUUAUUGGGAUCCCCUUGGUUACAGUUUGUUAUGUUCUGAUCAACAUUUCCUAUUUCACCGUUAUGACUUCAACAGAGCUCCUGCAGUCCCAGGCAGUUGCUGUGACAUUUGGGGACAGAGUCCUUUACCCAGCUUCCUGGAUAGUUCCUCUCUUUGUUGCCUUGUCUACAAUUGGAUCAGCCAAUGGAACCUGUUUUACUGCAGGCAGACUUGUUUAUGUAGCAGGUCGUGAAGGGCACAUGCUCAAGGUGCUGUCUUACAUUAGUGUUAAGCGUUUAACACCAGCACCUGCUAUCAUAUUUUAUGGGGCCAUUGCUAUUAUUUAUAUUAUCCCUGGUGACAUUGAAACUCUCAUAAACUAUUUUAGUUUUGCGGUCUGGAUAUUUUAUGGCUUAACCAUAUUUGCACUCAUUGUUAUGAGGUUUACAAGAAAAGAACUCAAAAGACCAAUCAGGAUACCCAUUGUCAUUCCGGUCAUAGUGACAUUAAUCUCUCUUUUACUGGUAUUGGCACCAAUCAUUAGUGCACCUGAAUGGGCAUACUUAUACUGUGUUUUAUUUAUGCUCAGUGGACUUAUAUUUUAUGUACUUUUUGUUCACUUUAAAUUCCACUGGGCUCAAAAAAUAACAAAACCUGUCACUAUGCACCUUCAGAUGCUUUUGGAAGUUGUUCCAGCAGAGGAAGUUACUGAAUAAAAUAUUUUGAUAUG
This is a messenger RNA of Nothoprocta perdicaria, 1635 nucleotides long. It is a transcript of the gene SLC7A9, whose product is annotated as solute carrier family 7 member 9. The transcript has 13 exons. Gene Ontology annotation, cellular component: membrane. Lineage: Eukaryota; Metazoa; Chordata; Aves; Tinamiformes; Tinamidae. Gene Ontology annotation, biological process: amino acid transmembrane transport. The record is from RefSeq and is a predicted model, not a curated record. The coding region runs from base 140 to 1621 and encodes 493 amino acids. Gene Ontology annotation, molecular function: L-amino acid transmembrane transporter activity.